Rhea pennata is the source of this 4165-nucleotide messenger RNA. RefSeq names its product forkhead box N2 (gene FOXN2). Lineage: Eukaryota; Metazoa; Chordata; Aves; Rheiformes; Rheidae. The transcript has 6 exons. Bases 125 to 1438 code for a protein of 437 amino acids. Gene Ontology annotation, biological process: regulation of DNA-templated transcription. Gene Ontology annotation, molecular function: cis-regulatory region sequence-specific DNA binding; DNA-binding transcription factor activity. The record is from RefSeq and is a predicted model, not a curated record. Gene Ontology annotation, cellular component: nucleus.
GGGAGGCGCCGCCGCCGCCGCUGCGCAGGGAGCAGCAGCUGCUGCGCCCUGACACAUCCCCCCGCUGCCAUAUUGCGUGCGCCGCCCGGCCGCACGGCUUCAUGAGCGCGACCAACAAAACUAAAUGGGUCCAGUCACUGGAAUGACUCCAGAUAAGAAAGCUGAAACACCAGGAGCAGAAAGAGCUGCAGGAUUAAGACAGUUUCACAGAAUGGGAAGUUUACCCGAAGCAGUUGAUGCUGGUAGGCCGAAGGCCACUGUUGUGGACAGCGAUUCCACAGACGAUGAGCUCACAAAUUUGAACUGGCUACAUGAAAGUACUAAUCUUCUAACAAACUUCAGUCUUGGAAGUGAGGGUCUUCCGAUUGUUAGCCCUUUAUAUGACAUUGAGGGUGAUAGCGUGCCAUCCUUCUCACCUUCUUGCUACCAGAAUCCAGAAAAAAAAUCAGCCACUUCCAAACCCCCUUACUCUUUUAGCCUUCUCAUUUACAUGGCUAUUGAACAUUCUCCAAAUAAGAGCUUGCCAGUCAAAGAAAUCUACAGCUGGAUUCUGGAGCGCUUCCCAUACUUUGCCACAGCACCUACAGGGUGGAAGAACUCAGUCCGACACAACCUUUCCUUGAACAAAUGUUUCCGAAAGGUGGAGAGAAGCCAUGGCAAGGUGAAUGGAAAAGGUUCCUUAUGGUGCGUUGAUCCAGAAUAUAAGCCUAAUCUUGUACAAGCACUGAAAAAGCAACCUUUUCCCUCAGCACUUGCAUUUUAUACUCCACCAGCAUCACCGCCAAGUAGGUCAUCAUCUCCUCAUUACCUAACUUCAGUACUUAAGCAGAGUCAUGGCCGAUCUCUCAAAGAAUCUGAUAUUGAUGCUGCUACUGCAAUGAUGCUAUUAAAUACUUCCAUUGAACAAGGGAUGUUAGACUGUGAGAAACCUCAGCCUCUGAAGACACCUAAGAAGAGGAGUUAUGGCAGUGCGUUUAGUUCUUCCAGUUCCAUAAAUUUACAAGAUGAUGAUUCUGCAGCCACCAAUAUUGAUCCAAAGGAGGAUCACAAUUACAGUGCUAGCAGCAUGGGUUCACAACGCUGUGCAUCUAGAUCCAGUGUGUCUUCCUUGUCCUCUGUUGAUGAAGUGUAUGAAUUUAUCUCCAAGAACAGCCAUGCUGGGAGUGAUGGCAGUGAAGGAUUUCACAGUGAAGUGGAUACAGACGUUGAUUAUGAAGAUGAUCCUCUUGGAGAUAGUGGCUAUGCAUCACAACCUUGUGUAGAUACCUCUGACAAAAGUCAGCCUAGCAACAAAGCACUCAAGGAGUUAUGUCAAGAAAUUGAUGAGGAGUUGAAAGAAGCAGCAGGGUCUCUGCUGCACCUUGCCGGCGUCCGAACGUGCUUGGGUUCCUUAAUAAGUACUGCAAAGACCCACAGUCACAAGCAAAGGAAAAAAUAGUAUGUCUGUCAGUGCUGAAUAUAUACAUAUAUUUUUUUUAAGUGUGGCAAUACUCUUCUACUUUUACCCUUCACAAGGGAGAUCAAAGCCAUAAGAGGACUCAUUUGCUUUUUUAUUUUUUUGGGCGCUAAUUAUAAUUUAGCCAUUUAUUUUUAAAUCACUGCCUAAAGGAAAAAAAAAUUAUUUAAUCUUUUCAAAUUAGAAGAGGUGCAUGACUUGUGAAAACCUGAAAGCAUACUUCUUAAUGAUCACUUUUUUCUUUUAUUUUCUUUUCAGUAGUUGAAUAUUUCCACAGAUACAUUCAUUCAGAUGCACGCUGUGGAUCAUAUUUACCUCUUUGCCAGCCCUUUCUGCAGAGGUGAAUUUUGCCCUGUCUAAGGGCUGUGACUUCCAUGUAAAGGAUUAAAAAGGAGGAGACAAAAAAGGGGGGGAUGACAAAAACAAAUGUCUACAGAGAUUCUUGCCUCAGCUGCCUCCUCACACUCAAUUUUCUCUUCUGCUCUUGUGAUACGUGUCCUGGGGAAUUGCUUGUGAAGCAGCUUGGAGUGGCUGCAGUUUUCACCCCAUCUAACUAUCUCAUACAAGGAGUGAAAAACAGUACUGGUGUAAGGAGCUGCUUUUAGCAAGAUGUUAAGUAGUCCCUGCAGAGAGAAAGGAAGGAGCCUAAACCCUCCCUAGAAGAGUGGGUAAGGGGUAGCUGAGAUGUGUAUUACCAUGAGCUUUCUUUUUUUUCCAAAUCUACCUUACGCGGCCAUUUCACCUCAAGACAAAUUGUCUUGUGCAUAUGGGGGGGAAGGGGAGAUUUUCACACCGGUGUGCACACAGUCACAAUCCUUGGAUGUAGCAAACGUAGUGAAAGCUGCCACUUAACAAAUUUGAUGUUGUCCUUGUUUUAUCCUCACUGUUGAAUAUUCAGUAGCUGCAUUAGAAAGUUCUGCUGGUUGUUCCAGUGCAACACCCACAGUUACUCUCUUCUAUAGAGGAGCAGAAUUCAGGAACAAAAGAAUGCAAAAGUUGGUGCUGUUUACAACAUGAACGAAGUGGAGGUUUUAGGUGGCUAGAUUGUGAAUGACAGUCUGAUCUGGCAAAACAGAAAGAAUAGCUUCUUUUUUGAAUUGAUGAACCCUGAAUUGUUUUUUGGUGCUUUUUUUGCCCCCCUUCCCACCAGCACUCUGUGGUUAUUGUGACAUUGGCUGUCCAUACCUUUCGUUUCCCAGAUCAGUGUGCCUUGUGCUGUGCGAAUCCUUUCAGCCUCCUGUGAUAUAAUGUGCAUCUAAUAAGCAGGACUUUAGCUUAUGGGUGUACGUUGUAAAUCUGGAGGACAUUUUUGUUUCGAGAUCCUUCACAAUUCAUUUUUGCAAUUAAAAAAAAAUCUCUUUAUAAUGCCCAGACAUCUUUUGGCCAAAAAUGUUUCAAAGGUAUGAUGUUUUUCUUUUUUCUUUUAUAAAAAGUGGUGAUUGCUUACAUCUUCCAGUAGAUGAUGGCUUUUUCUUUAAAAAAAAACAAAAAGAAAGUUGUUUCUGUGGGGUUUUUUUAGUUAUUUAAUUUUCUGUGCAAGAAUGGGCAUGCAGCUCUGUUGGAGUGGGUUUUAACAGUACUAUAAGAAUGCCUUAAGUAUGUUUUGGAAUUGCAUACAAUGAUAAAAAGUCGUCUUUCCUGUCUCUGAAAGGUAGCAUGAUGUGCCAUAAAUUUAAGCUAUUGUUGCCAGCAGGUGUUGGGUAAAGUGGUAUAGAGUUAGGAGCAACGAGAGCCAGGUAGGAAACCAAUGUCCACUAUUUUGGUUGUUGAAAACAGUAAUGGAUUCAACUAAAAGCUAAGCUUUUACUAAUGGAGUAUUUUGGUGGCUAUUUGGAGGCCCAACUUCCAUAUAUCAGUGGGGUAUUUUUGUUUUGUUUUGUUGGGGUUUUUUUGGUCUGUUCAUAAAUACUGCCAUAAACUGUCUACUUUAAUAUGAAUACAACCAUGCUGCUGAAGGUCAUUGCUCUGAGGGCCUAUUUCAGUGCCUCUUGAAGACAAUGGUGGUGCUCCUAUUGAUUUAAUGGUUAUUGGAUCAAGCCUGAGAUAUUUGAGGUUAUUUUUUAGUGUAUUUUGGAAUUUAAAGCCAAUUUUUUUUUAAGUGCAAACCCUAUAAAGUGUUCUUUUUUGAUUAUUUCAGUUUUAAGAAUGAUUUAUUUUAUUUCUUGAAAGAGAAGAAAGACUCGGACACUCUGUGUGAACACCAAUUAUGCUAUACCCGUAGCCGGAGAACACUUGUACAGACAUAUGUCUCUUCUGGAUAUCACAAGUGGUGCAUUAGCUGAUCAGAUCUGAUAUUGGAUGUGUUACUGAUGGACAGUAGGGGGAAACUCACUCUGUAAAAGAAAAUUAAGUACAAAUGUAGUGGUUUGUAGGAUUUUUCAAUGUGGAGAUAUGAAUGCUUGGUGAAACUGCUUUUUACUUACGGUUUGCUGAUAGUAUCUUGAAAGAAUUCGGCAAAGGGCAAGAUUUCGUAUCAAUGCAAGAAUGAUGGUUUGACUGUAUCGAAAUUAACACUCUGGAAUUUUGAUCAGUGCCAUGAUUUCACUUGCAGACUAUUGAAGAGGGGUGCUGUGUGGCUCCUGAUGAGGCUGCAUGCAGCUUUUCUGUAACUGCCAAUGAAAUCUGGAUCAAGAUCCAGAUCCAACUAUUCUGGAAAAUGCAAUCAUACUUCACUCCACAGUUUUUUUUUUUUUUUUUUUUUUUUUUUUU